UUACACACUAUAAAUGUAUCUUACAUAGAGUGGUGCUGUUUGAUAUUUGAUAUUUCUGUUUCUCAAUUGAACUCAUUGUGUGCGUCUGUGUACUUGGAUUUUCCCUCUGCAUUCGUCACUUCAUGGCUACUGAAGGUCAAGUUAUUACUUGCAAAGCGGCGGGGGCCUGGGACCCCAACAAGCCGCUGGUUAUCGAAGAUGUGCAGGUGGCGCCACCGCAGGCCGGCGAAGUUAGAGUCAAGAUUCUGUUUACUGCUCUCUGCCAUACCGAUGCUUAUACCUGGAGCGGCAAGGAUCCUGAAGGUCUCUUCCCAUGUAUCCUUGGACAUGAGGCCGCUGGAAUAGUUGAAAGUGUUGGAGAAGGUGUGACUGAAGUUCAACCAGGAGACCAUGUUAUCCCUUGCUACCAGGCAGAGUGCAAGGAAUGCAAGUUCUGCAAAUCUGGAAAGACUAAUCUCUGUGGAAAAGUAAGGUUAGCUACUGGAGUUGGAGUUAUGUUGAACGAUCGCAAAAGCCGUUUUUCAAUCAAUGGGAAACCUAUCUAUCAUUUCAUGGGAACAUCAACAUUUAGUCAGUACACUGUUGUACAUGAUGUUAGUGUUGCCAAGGUUGAUCCUCUAGCACCUCUGGACAAAGUUUGUCUGCUCGGCUGUGGUGUUCCAACAGGUCUUGGUGCUGUUUGGAACACGGCAAAAGUAGAACCAGGUUCCAUUGUUGCUAUCUUUGGCCUAGGCACUGUUGGACUUGCUGUGGCAGAGGGUGCAAAAGCUGCUGGUGCUUCCCGAAUAAUUGGAAUAGAUAUUGACAGCAACAAGUUUGAUAUAGCAAAGAAUUUUGGUGUGACUGAAUUUAUCAACCCAAAAGAUCAUGAGAAACCGAUACAGCAGGUCAUAGUGGAUUUAACUGAUGGUGGUGUCGAUUAUAGUUUUGAGUGUAUUGGAAAUGUUUCGGUAAUGAGGGCUGCUUUGGAAUGCUGCCACAAGGGAUGGGGCACAUCAGUUAUUGUGGGUGUUGCGGCCUCCGGACAAGAGAUCUCCACUCGCCCAUUCCAGCUUGUGACAGGUCGUGUAUGGAAGGGUACAGCAUUUGGUGGCUUCAAGAGCCGUUCACAAGUACCUUGGCUUGUAGAGAAGUAUAUGAAGAAAGAAAUCAAGGUUGAUGAGUACAUCACACAUAAUCUGACUCUUGCGGACAUAAACAAAGCAUUUGAUCUGAUGCACGAUGGUGUCUGCCUCCGUGUGGUGCUGAACAUGCACGUGUAAUCUGAUUAUAGGGAUUGUGGCUGGUUUCUACCAUCACAAGUCUGCCGUUGGCCGGGGGUGGACGUCGAGUCGCUUAAAUGGGGGUUAGGAUAGUUCGUGUCAGGGACCCAAAUUUUCAGGUAUCUAUUUUAUCUAACCUGAUCUGAACCUGAAGUUUGUUGGGUACCCGACUUUUUUUAAAAAUAAACUUGUGCUUAACAUUCAGAGGAGAAUUUUGCCUCUGAAUUUUGUGCUUAAAAUUCUCUUACUCCAUCUGCUUCUUGUAACAUUUUAGAAAUUUUGAUCUUUUGUUGGGGUUUGGGAGGGAUGA
This is a messenger RNA of Sesamum indicum (sesame), 1572 nucleotides long. RefSeq names its product GroES-like zinc-binding dehydrogenase family protein (gene HOT5). Lineage: Eukaryota; Viridiplantae; Streptophyta; Magnoliopsida; Lamiales; Pedaliaceae. Gene Ontology annotation, biological process: formaldehyde catabolic process. Gene Ontology annotation, molecular function: S-(hydroxymethyl)glutathione dehydrogenase [NAD(P)+] activity; zinc ion binding; alcohol dehydrogenase (NAD+) activity. Gene Ontology annotation, cellular component: cytosol. The record is from RefSeq and is a predicted model, not a curated record.